CUCUUGUUGAUCCUCCAAAAACCAACCUAUCGGCCUCCUCCUCACUUGAUGGAAAGGGACAACAUUGCUCUAAAUCACUCAUUCAAGUCACGAAUAUCCUUUCUCGAUCAAAAUGUAAAAUAAAAACUGGUCCGUAGAUCAGAAGUGCAAUAUUGCACUGCUCUCGUCACGCGAGAGAAAACCUGGUUCUCGACAAGCAAAAGAAAAACUAGACUUGCUGCCUCACAGGGGAGUCACAGCCCCAGGACGACAGCAACACUGCAUCGAGCAACAACCUUCUCACAGCAAAAGCUAUGCCCCCACUGGAUUGAAAGCUAGAUCCGCCUCUGCUACCUGCUGGAGUGAGUGUGGCUCCCAAUCUACGGUUAUGGUUUGAGUUUCAGUUUAACAUGAGCAGAAGCAAAAGUGGUGUCCCAAUCUCUAAGCUCUAGCACAAUUCUUCAUUCUGAUUUCCGUUGAUGCUCUAUUUUGGAUUAAACAAUCUUUCAUACUUGAAAUGUUAUGGAGUUCUAGACACCUAUUCAAACUAUCACGCAUAUCAACAAAAUGUGGGUUUCUCCCAUCAACUAACGAUCUUCUGAUCAACACUCAUCAAAUUUCUUUCUCUACUAUUCCUGGGAGCUACAAAGGUAUCCUCACCCCGCAAGUCGUACAAUCAACUAUAUUGAAUUGCCAUUCUGAUCUAAUUGCUCUUUCCUUCUUUAUUUGGUGUGCUAAGCAACCUAAUUACUUCCAUGACAAGGCAACUUGUGUUUACAUGGUUAAUGUAGUCUCUCGCCUCACUCAGAGGUUUGUAACCAUAAAAGGUGUUUUAGAUGAAUUGGAGAAUGCUGGUACUCUGAUAAAGCCACAAGUUUUAUUACUUUUAUUGAGAAUAUACUGGCUUGGAAGAAUGCACAAUAUGGUCAUUGAGGCUUUUGGAGAGAUUCUCAAGUAUGGUUACACGCCAAACACAUUUUCUAGGAACAUAUUGAUGGAUGUAUUGUUCAAGAUUGGUUGCGCAAGUGUUGCACUUCAAGUUUUGAAGGAGACAAAGUCACCCAAUUUCCUAACCUUCAGCAUUUCCAUCGGCAAUCUGUGUAAACUCAAAGAUAUGGUUAAUCUCCAAUCUGUACUUAGGACCAUGCUGAGGAAUGGAUAUUAUCUUAACCCCGAGACAUUUUCGUCUGUUUUGAGCUGUUAUUGCAAAUCAGGCCAGUUAUCAAAGGCUACCCAAUUAUUAGGUUUUAUGAUUGCCUUGGGUGUUCCUACAUGCGUCAUUGUUUGGAGUAUAGUGAUAAAUGGAUAUUCUAAAUCUGGCAAACUCGAUUUUGCCAGUCAUUUGCUAAAUAAGAUGGUGUCUAGUGGAUGCAUGCCAAACAUGGUCACAUGCACAUCUUUGGUAAAGGGAUAUUUGGAAUUUCACAUGCCUAGCAAAGCUUUUGAGAUUCUAGACACCAUGAAAUCCAUCGGGUGUUGUCCUGAUUUGAUUAUGUGCAAUGUGCUUAUACAUGGCCUCUCAAAAAUAGGGAAUUAUGAUGAAGCUAUUGAUGUUUUCUGUAGUUUAGGGGAAAGAGGAUUGACCCCUGAUUCUUACACACUCUCCUCUAUCGUGUCAACAGUUUGUUUAUGCAAGGAAUUCACCCUCUUGCCUGUACUCAUCAAUGGAUUGGAUAUACAUGCCGAUUUAGUUGUUUGUAACUCCUUUCUAAGCUUUUUUUGCAAAGCCGGUUAUCCUAAAGGUGCUGUUGAGUUUUAUAAUGACAUGAUAUAUAGAGGUUUCCAACCAGACAAUUACACAUUUGCAGGAUUAUUGAGUGGGUUAUGCAGGUUAGGCAAGACAUCUCAGGCUGUUGAUGUGUAUCAGGGUAUUGUCAAGAAUCAAGAUGGGCUAGAUGCUCAUAUUCACACUGUGAUCAUUAAUGAACUUAUAAAAUCUGGUGAAUUUCACCAAGCCAUCAGAUUAUUCAGAAAAGCCGCAGAAGAGAAACUCCAUAUGGAUGUUGUUACAUAUACUGUUGCUAUCGAUGGCCUGGUCAAAGGUGGUCUUGUUGAAGAUGCAUAUGAUGUGUUUAGCAUGAUGAAAGAAAUUGGAUUGGCCCCAAAUAUAUACACUUACAGUUUUAUGUUAUCUGGAUUGUGUGAGAAUGUAGAUGUCAUUACUAUAAAAAGGAUACUUGUUGAGAUGGUUGAUGGAGGCAUUGAGCUUAACCAUAUUACUUUCAGGCUAAUGAAGAACAUUCUGCGCAAAAGACGACAUUCAAGUUUAGUACUUAAUCUAUUCAUGGAGUUGUGUGAUAAAGCUGUUCAUGAUUUAAAUGUCAAGGAUGUCUUCUCAGAUAAUAACCACCAUUUACUUGUUCUUGACACGGACACAUCCAGCUCUGAAGACAUUCUUGAUGUAGCUGCUUCAGUAGGAUGAGCACGGAGUCCCACAAACAGAAAUCGUAAUGAGUAUGUAGUCUUUUGGGGGUUAGAAAUCAGCAGACAGCCCCAUCUCCAGCAUGAAGCUCCAAUUGCUUCCCCAUUUUCUUAUUUUAAAUCCUGAUUGAAAUGGGAAGCACUUUAGUUCAGAACAUAUAAUCCAUCCUUUCCAAAAGAAGACUCUUAUUGGCAUGUUGCAUCAAUGUAGAACUAUUUAAUUGUGGUAAGGGUGUGUCUCAAGCAAUUCAGAGCUGGGGAUAUGGCGGUUCGGAACAUUCUGGACCAGAUAAGACUAAACUCCACUAGCAUCCAAAACCAUAUUGACUUGCGCUGCCAAGUAGGUAUCCAUGUAAGGGUGAGAAAUGGACAAGAAAUAAGUAUUUCUAAGAACACAACAAGAGCGGCCGCCCAUGGAGGCAUAAAGGGACCUUAGCAGUCGACUAUCCACGUACCUGGUUACUCUUGACCAGAUGGUGGAGCACAGUUGAAACAAAUCAUAGCUGAAGGAGAAUCGAGCAACAAGUAGUUGGAGUCUCAGUUGGAGUAACUAGUCAUUAGUGGGGUGAGAAUGGUUGUGUUUUAUUAAUCGAUACGAUAGUAUAUUUUUUUAGAAGCCAUUGAAUUAUGAAAAUAUGUAUUACGUAUAUACUUUUAAGUGUUUAGCUAGUUUUCCAUAUGAGAAUGUUAAAAAAUCAUGCCAUCCGUCUCUUCAUGGCUUCACUUAUGGCAUGAAAUCCAUAUCCUCUACUGAAGCCAGAGAAUGCAGGAAAGAAGUAAUGAAUCGAGUAAUCUUUGUGGCAUCUUUAUAUAACUGAAGGCGCCAAGUAUAAGAGAGAAUGCUAUUCCCGCCUAAACACGAAAAUAUCCUAUGAUCCUAUCACCUGGGCCAAAUAUCUGGCUAUGCGGAUAGCCCAUACAACUAAUCCAGGUUUGCAGUUGUCCCACUGUGCAAGGUGUGAAAUUCGUUGGUGAUGGUUACGCUCAUUGUGAAGCAACUGGAGCACUGUGAUGUCUAUUUAAUAAUGGGGGAUGUUGGAAGCAAAUUAGGGAUGGUGUAACAUAUUCUGCUUAAAACGAUGAACACACAAAGGGUUGCCACUGCCCUCCAGGUUUUAAAGGUGAUGGGGUUAGUACAUGUGAAGGUAGAGUUUAUUACUGUUUGGGACUUCUGUCAUAAAUGCCAUAAGUGAUGUGAUAAGUGAAUUACACCCAACUGGACUACGAUAAAGCCUUUUGGGAGGCGAAAAAGUCCGUGUAGGCUCAGUCUAAAGUGGACAAAAAUCCGUUUGUGGUGCUAACAAUAGAAACUUUACAAUGUUCCUCACGGCUCACACCUUAGCCUGAUCCAUAGAUUUCAAAGGUAUUAAUGAAUCCAAGGAGAAAACAGUGUGUCAAUGCCUUGAAUGUAAAUGCCCUAACACAUGGGGCGGUUAUGAAUGCAAUUGUCGUGGAAAUCUGCUAUACAUGAUUGAGCACGACACAUUUAUACAUACAUUACAAUGUUGUUUGGUGUAAAUGGUGUUUUCAGUUGAUAUGUCCUGCAUUUCAAGCAAUAAAAGUUCUUUAAAACGGGCUCUAAGUCUUUUGAGUAACACUUUUCUACAUUGAUAACAAGAAUACGCCACUGUUGGCUACCGAACUGGUGUUUUAGAAUGUACUGUCUCUCUGCAGAGGAACAUUGAUUCGGAGAUUCGUGCCAUCGUUGCACAGUACAUGCCCUUGGACAAUCAAGGAGAGGUCCCCAACCAUAGUCUCUCAUGGAAAGUUCUGAUUAUCAAGCUCCUCCCUGUCGCAGCUGAAUGAUGGGUGUUACUUGGUGGUGUAAAGAGACAUCUCCUAUGUUGCUGAUCCAGAACUAAAACCCUGUCUCCUUUUAAGCUUAAGGCUUAUCCUCCUUUUUGCAUCUGAUAUGCCACUGGGUUCUUAGACAAAAUGUUCCAUUUAAUGGACAACAGAUGUUCUAUGCAUGUGUAUAUAUGUAAUCCGUAGGACAUCCACUAAGCUCCAGUAAUUUAGGGAGAUAGGAAAUUCACAUGUAAUGCUGUCUGUGUCUUCUCUUCAGAUAAAAUACAGGGAUAUCCCAGAAGAAACUCUAAAAAUAAGAUUAAAUGAACAUAAUUUGCCAUGUAAG
This is a messenger RNA of Cuscuta epithymum, 4534 nucleotides long. The record is from the annotation of a GenBank genome assembly. Lineage: Eukaryota; Viridiplantae; Streptophyta; Magnoliopsida; Solanales; Convolvulaceae.